AUGUCUCUAAAGUCAGCAAAUGAGAUAUGGGAUUAUCUCAGGGCUGAGUACGAGGGAAAUGAAAAAAUUUGCGGGAUACAAGUCUUGAAUCUUGUACGUGAAUUUGAGCUGCAAAAGAUGAAGGAGACCGAGACAAUCAAGGAGUAUUCUGACAGGCUCGUUAGAAUAGCCAAUAAAAUCAGACUGCUAGGUUCGUCUCUAGCAUAUUCAAUGAUUGUGCAGAAAAUCCUUGUAACAAUAACUGAGAGGUUUGAGGGCACCAUCACCACUUUAGAGAACACGAAAAACAUGUCAAAUAUUAUUUUGGUGGAACUCUUAAGUGCUUUGCAAGCACAAGAGCAGAGGCAUGUAAUGAGAGAAGAAUGGGCCAUUGAAGGUGCUCUACCGGUUAAGCAUCAAGAUGAUGAAAAGAACCGGAGGCCAAAGAACAAAAAGUUUCACGCUGCAAGUGGAGAAAACUCUACAUUUGGGAACAAAAACAAUUCUUAG
Molecule: messenger RNA, 489 nt
Organism: Hibiscus syriacus
Lineage: Eukaryota; Viridiplantae; Streptophyta; Magnoliopsida; Malvales; Malvaceae
Exons: 1
Coding region: 1-489 (162 amino acids)
Source: RefSeq, a predicted model, not a curated record